ACACAAUUUAGCUCAAAAGUUUUGGUACAAUUAUGUUGGCACGAAGGGAAUAUAUCCCUUCUUCCAUUCCAACAUUCUUUUUUCUCUCCCAACUCAUUAAUUUGUUACCAUUACAGAGGGAUGGGUUCGAAGCAGCGAAGAAGGUGAUAAUCUCAGCAAUCACUAACAACCUCGACAUAGAAAAGAUACUCAUCCAACCCUCAAAAACAAUCGCCAUCGCCGACUUAGGAUGCUCAGUGGGCCCCAACACCUUCUUCGCCAUGCAAACCAUAAUCCAAACCCUCCAACACAAACACCACCAUUUCCAAUUCCAAGUGUUUUUCAACGACCAGACUUCCAACGAUUUCAACACCCUCUUCGCCUCCCUCCCUCACCCCCGACCCUACUUCGCCGCCGCCGUGCCGGGCUCCUUCUACGGCAGACUCUUCCCAUCUUCCUCUCUCCACAUCGCCUUCUCCUCGUCCUCGCUCCAUUGGCUCUCGAGGGUGCCGCCGCCGCUGCAGCUGAGGGACUCCCCCGCGUGGAAUCCCGAGAGGAUUCACUACACGGGGGCGUCCGACGCGGUGGUGGAGGCCUAUGCGGAUCAGUUUGAGGAGGACAUGGGUGUUUUCUUGAGGUCGAGGGCUGAGGAAAUUGUUGAGGGUGGGAUUGUUAUUAUCAUUAUGCCAGGUGUUGAUGAUGGAGUUGUUACACAUGAUGUUGGGAUAGCCAUUACUUUUCUUGGAUGCAUUCUCAUGGAUAUGGUCAAAGAGGGUAUGUUAAGCCAAGACAAAGUGGACACAUUGAACGUUCCUCAUGUAUAUCCAAGUGUGAAGCAAAUGAGAAGAGCUAUGGAGAAGAAUGGAUGCUUCGAAAUCGUGGAAAUGGAAAUAAGGAAUGCAAGGUCAAACCAGGAAGCCCCAAUUGACAUAGAGAGUGCAGUAAUGCAUCUUAGAGCUUUGGCAGAAUCAACAAUGGCAAAUCACUUGGGAUCUCACAUUGUGGAAGAGCUUUUCAAUCGAGCAGUUGAGAAAAAAACCUUGUUUUCUCAGAUGUUGUAUUCUGCUGGGAUUCAAAUCGGUUCUCAGCUUUUCGCUCUUCUUAAACGCAAUGAUGUCUCUUGCUGAUGUAGUGAUUUGAGGCACAACAGCCAACUAUGUUUGUCAUAAUAAAUGUUAACAUAUGAACACUACAUGUAUGGAAAUAAUAUGAUUUCUCUUUGAA
Molecule: messenger RNA, 1203 nt
Organism: Salvia hispanica
Lineage: Eukaryota; Viridiplantae; Streptophyta; Magnoliopsida; Lamiales; Lamiaceae
Source: RefSeq, a predicted model, not a curated record